Microtus ochrogaster (prairie vole) is the source of this 3038-nucleotide messenger RNA. It is a transcript of the gene Zdhhc7, whose product is annotated as zDHHC palmitoyltransferase 7. Lineage: Eukaryota; Metazoa; Chordata; Mammalia; Rodentia; Cricetidae. Gene Ontology annotation, molecular function: palmitoyltransferase activity. The record is from RefSeq and is a predicted model, not a curated record.
GGCUCCUGCUUCUGCUGGGCUGCUGCCUCCGGUAUACCGGCCCUGCCGGACCGAGCCGAGCGGAACCGAGCGGAUCCGGGUCCACCCGGCCCGGCCAUGAGCGCGGUCGCAUGAUGCGUCGCCGCCCGCGCCGCUGCAGCCGCCGGCCGCGAGGAGCCGCCGCACUGGGCGACCCCGCCCGGGCCUCGGGCCACAUCACACAGGACAGCAUGCGCCUUACAGUACUGAAAAAAAGGCACAAGUGUUCCCAUGAUGCUUAGAAGCAAUUUGUAAGGGUGUGUCAGGGAAUCAUGCAGCCAUCAGGACACAGGCUCCGGGACAUCGAGCAUCAUCCUCUCCUGACCGACAAUGACAAUUAUGAUUCUGCGUCCUCCUCUUCCUCCGAGGCUGACAUGGCAGACAGGGUGUGGUUCAUCCGUGAUGGCUGUGGCAUGGUCUGUGCUGUUAUGACAUGGCUUCUCGUCGUCUAUGCAGACUUCGUGGUGACUUUCGUCAUGCUGCUGCCUUCCAAAGACUUCUGGUACUCUGUGGUGAAUGGCGUCAUCUUCAACUGCUUGGCGGUGCUCGCACUGUCGUCCCACCUAAGGACCAUGCUCACUGACCCGGGCGCUGUCCCCAAGGGCAAUGCCACGAAGGAGUACAUGGAGAGCUUGCAGCUGAAGCCUGGCGAGGUGAUCUACAAGUGCCCCAAGUGCUGCUGCAUCAAGCCGGAGCGUGCCCACCACUGCAGCAUCUGCAAGAGGUGCAUCCGGAAGAUGGACCACCACUGCCCGUGGGUGAACAACUGCGUGGGAGAAAAGAAUCAGAGAUUCUUCGUGCUCUUCACUAUGUACAUAGCUCUGUCUUCAGUCCACGCUCUGAUUCUCUGUGGGCUUCAGUUUAUCUCCUGCGUCCGAGGACAGUGGACAGAGUGCAGCGACUUCUCACCUCCCAUAACUGUAAUCCUGUUGGUCUUCCUGUGCCUUGAGGGCCUCUUGUUCUUCACGUUCACUGCAGUCAUGUUUGGCACCCAGAUCCACUCGAUAUGCAAUGACGAAACUGAGAUCGAGAGGCUGAAGAGCGAGAAGCCUACGUGGGAGCGAAGGCUGCGGUGGGAAGGGAUGAAGUCUGUCUUCGGGGGCCCCCCCUCCCUCCUCUGGAUGAACCCCUUUGUUGGCUUCCGAUUCAGGCGACUGCAAAUGAGGGCUAGGAAAGGGGGCCCCGAGUUCUCUGUAUGAGCCUUCAGGGCAGGAAUGUCUGCAGACAGUUGAUGCUCACCAGCCUGCAAGCACAGCAGCCUUGUGGGCAGAUGGAGCUGGCCAGCUGACGGGGCCAUGAGUAGCUUCAUGGACUUAGGGCCACAGGCACUUGUCAGUUUUUGUGUGUACUGCCAGGAGAAGCAUGCAGCCCCAGGAGGCCAUUCUGUCACCAUCCUGACACUUGGGAUGUCAUGUGGGCCAUGAGCAUCCAUCCCAUAGGCAGAGCUGCUUCUCCAUCAUGAAGAAAGCCAGCGCAGCAGCUGCUGGGAGUCCUGCUGGCCCAUACCCAGCACACUCCUUACCAGAAGGGUUUCCACAGAGACUUUGCGACUUGGAGGGCUCCGACACCUAGCACUGAACAGUGAAGAUGGCUUCCAGAACACUCCCUGCUGUCCAGGAAUAGGCAUCCUUUGACCCUUCCAGCAAGUCUGUAUGUGCUCAUCUGUGUGUGUCUGUGUGUGUGCGUGCGUGUGCGCAUGUGUCAGAAUCAGCAGUGUUGUUCAGGCAUGUGUGUGGUAGACAAGCUGUCUUUCAGACUCCAGUGUUUCAGGGAAGUGGGACGCACUGCUGGCCCUUGCUGGCCUUCUAUGAAUGUAUCAUACAGUGUCCAGAUCCAAAGAACAGGCAUGCCUGCGCUUGGGCCCGGCCUCCUGCUUUUAUUUCAUUGAAAGUUUAGUGUUUGAGGGUGUGGAGCUGAGGUUUUGUUGUUCCAGCCAAACUAACAGCAUGCAACAGUCCCUCAACAAGGAAGGUGGUGGGUGCUCUGUGCUGAGGCCCAACACUGUGGGGGAGGGGCCAUGGGGAUCUCAGCAUGAGAGAAGCAAGCCGCCUUGGCCCCCCUUUUGGGCAGGUGCUGCAGGGGGAGACAGCCUGGUGCCCGAGCGUUAGAGCAGUGACGUGAUGACUUUCUUUCUCUACCCAUGGCACUGCAGUCAGAGUGGACCCUUGGUGCGGGCUUAGAAUUACGUCAGUACACACACAGCUCCCCUCAGGGGACUUGCCUUAAACUUCUAGGUUGUUCCUUUGCUGCUGAGUGAGAGCGGUCUGACAGAGGCUGGGGUCUGCCUGUGAGUCCGCUCCCAUGCAGAGACACCAGUGUUUCCCUGUUGGGACCAGCUGCCUUUCUGUCCCUGUGACACCAUGACUGGUUUUGGUGUCAGUCGCUUUUGCCCUGCCCUCAUCUGGGCUCCUAUGCUACUGAGGUGAACCCCAGGGGCCUGCGAGCCUAGCCCUAAUGCAGUGAGCAAACUGUGGGGCCCGAGUCACUGCAGAGGGACAGCGUGGCCUCGGAUUGUCUCUGCAUUCAUUUGCACAUGUGUCUGGUCAUGCAGGCUCUGGUGGUGUCACCCUCCAGUGUGGAGUCUGUGGCGGUGAACCCAAGCUGAGUAUACUUGACUUUUCAAUUCCUCAGUGUGAUUUUAUAUGAAAUAAAGUAACCCGUCCACAGUUCUCACCCUCCUGCAGCCCUCUUCUUCCUGGGUGGCCGGCCUUGCUCUUCUCCAGAACCUACUGCUGUGUGCCUGGGACGGGAUGCGGGCAUCUGGGCACAUCUCCCAGAGUCACCUGUGCAGCUGUUGCCUGACUGGGGUUUUACUCUGAGACCCCUUGAUUUUCUCCUAAAUAGCCUUGGGAUUUUUUUUAAAAUGUAUUUUAAAGUACAAACUAAAUUUGAGCAUAGAAGCUGGUCCAUGUAACCUCAGCUCUUGGGAGGCUAGGGCAGGAGAAUUGACUCAGUUGUGCCUUUGAGGCCAGUCUGCUGACAGAGUCUAAUUGACCCAAACAUGUGAACACACACUAUUA